Molecule: messenger RNA, 743 nt
Organism: Spea bombifrons (plains spadefoot toad)
Lineage: Eukaryota; Metazoa; Chordata; Amphibia; Anura; Pelobatidae
Gene: AURKAIP1
Product: aurora kinase A interacting protein 1
Exons: 4
Coding region: 119-706 (195 amino acids)
Biological process (GO): mRNA processing
Cellular component (GO): mitochondrion
Source: RefSeq, a predicted model, not a curated record
GUUUGCGGGACGCACAGGAUGUGUCAGUGCAGAGGAGGAAGUGCACGCCAUUGUAAAGGAACUCAUGAGUUUUAAGGGGUUGUGUUCAAGCGAAUGCGACUGAGAAAUCCUCUCCAACAUGUGGCUCACGCGGCUAACCUCGCAAUUUACUAAAGCCACGCGGCUUACCGGAUGCCUUUUGCCACGAUGUGCAAGUACAAACUACAAACCCCUGUCAGUAUUCUACAGCACUCGCCAGCAACAGAGACAACACGUCCCUUCCACAACCUGGUAUAGCUUGGAGCGAGAACUGGACGACAUUCUGGUGCCCCGGAUGAUGUCCAUCUCUCCAAUGGAAAGCGUACUUGCCUCCCGCUAUUCUCUGCCAAAGUUAGAAGGCAUUAAGUCACACGAAGAACCUCAAGAGAAUGUAGAACCUUAUGAAUGCCCUUCUCACCAAGACACGGAGGAAGUGGGUGACGGGAGGGAAGAUAGGACUGCGGUGCAAUGCAAAAACGUCCUAAAGAUCCGAAGGAGGAAAAUGAACAAACACAAGUACAAGAAACUAAUGAAGCGAACAAAAUUCCUCCGGCGUAAAGUAAACGAUGGACGUAAGCGUCGGAAACAGGCACGUUUUGAAAAAGAUUUAAAAAGAAUAUGGAUGAAGGCAGGGCUGAAAAAAGCCCCGGAAGGUUGGCAGACACCAAAGAUUUAUGUGAAGCAUUGAAGUCCAUUAAAUAAGAAUGACCCUUUUUUCCAUUAUA